GCGGUCGCUCGCGUCACGUGCACCACGACUCUGUAGGUUGCGGACGCACGAUCCCAUCCAAUUAGUGUUCUCGCGAGAAACGAGUUAAGUGGCCGGUUCGACUAGUGAAGUACUCGACUGCGAGGCGAAACAAAAUGAACUAGUGAUGUUGAUGUGAAAUUGUAGUGCGAAACGAUGAUAAAUAAAACUAUGUAAUAUAAAGUGAUAACAGUGAAAACAAAACUAUGUACCUCACGCGGUUCACAAGCGCCUUGUUGGUGCUAAGCACCGCUGUAACUGUCAGGGGUGCAUCUUUAUCGGCGGGUACGCGGUACCAGGCACCCGAUGAAUGCGGGUGGAUGACGGAUUACGAUGGCUCAGGAGUGGCUUUGCAGUGUAGAUUAAGAACUAUUAACAGCGAAUUGGAGAACACAAACUUCAGUGCAAUUCAACCGCAUCCAACAGUCAGGUUGCGUCUCGAAUGCAGCGACGCGCUUUUCUUCCAAAGCAGUCUCGCUCCGGGUAGUUUCCGCCAGUUGAUUGAACUACGCGAGCUUACUAUUGAGUAUUGCAAAAUCGGGAACCUUUCCGAUAGCGCAUUCACAGGUCUGCGUGAAUUAAGAAACCUGACUAUAAGGACACACAAUACAGACUGGUCAACAAUGUCACUUGAAAUAACUCCCAGUGCUUUCUCAAGAGACGUUCAAAACUUGGAACGUUUGGAUUUGAGCGAAAACAAUAUGUUAGUGUUUCCAGAAGGAGCACUAUGUACACUAAGGAAUUUGGAAUAUUUGAAUAUGACUGGUAAUAGAAUGCGCGAUAUUAGUCAUUUUCAAUUUUCUUCAGCCCAUCGACAUCCGACGGAGAAAUGCGGAGAUAAUCUAUUGGUUUUAGACCUUUCUCGGAAUGUUAUUGAUACUUUACCACCUAAUCUCUUGUCCGGAUUAAGAAGACUGCAAAAAUUAUACUUCCAAGGCAAUGGAUUGAAUUCUAUCGCUGAUAGAGCUUUGGAAGGACUCAUCUCACUUACAACAAUACGAUUUUCAGAUAAUCAACUUACUAGCUUACCUCCAGAAUUAUUCAGCGACACAAAAGAGUUGAAAGAAAUAUAUCUAAACAAUAACACUAUCACUGUCCUCGCGCCUGGAUUGUUUAGCGAUCUAACUCAACUGCUAGUACUAGAUUUGUCAUUUAACGAAUUAACAUCUGACUGGAUCAAUACCUCCACUUUCUCUGGACUAAAAAGAUUAAUGUAUUUGGAUUUCUCACACAAUCGGGUGUCGAAAAUGGAAAUAGCAUUAUUCAGAGAUUUACAUAACCUGCAAAUGUUAAAAAUGCAGGACAAUUUUAUUGAACACAUUCCAGAAAAUGUAUUCAGCUCACUAAGCAAUCUGCACACAUUAACAUUAUCAAACAAUAGACUUACCAAUAUAGAGAGCUAUGCUUUUAUGGGCUUGCAAGUGCUAUCUGUAUUGUCUAUAGACAGUAAUCGCAUAUCCAAAAUACACCCACAUGCAUUAAGGAAUUGUUCUUCGUUACAAGACUUGCACAUCAAUGGCAACCGGCUCGAUGAAGUGCCACUUGCAUUGAAAGAGAUACCCCAGUUAAAAACUCUUGAUUUGGGAGAAAAUCUAAUAGUCAGCAUUGAGAAUGCUUCAUUUAUGACAAUGGAACAAAUGUAUGGACUCCGCUUAACCGAAAAUAAUAUUGGAAAUAUCAGCAAAGGCGUGUUUGACAAAAUGACUUCGUUGAAAAUUUUAAACUUAUCAAGAAAUAAAAUUCACAAGAUCGAAGCUGGUGCAUUUGAUGCAAACGUCAACUUGCAAGCAAUCAGACUAGAUGGAAAUUACUUGACAGACAUCGGUGGACUUUUCGCUAAAUUGCCUAAUUUGGUGUGGUUGAACAUUUCUGAUAACCGAUUGGAAUGGUUCGACUAUGCCAUGAUCCCAACUGGAUUGCAGUGGCUGGAUAUUCACGCUAACAGGAUCGCUGAACUUGGAAAUUACUUUGAAAUUGAAUCGCAACUAUCGCUCAGUACUUUCGACGCCAGUUCAAAUAAGUUAACAGAAAUAACUGGAAGUGCAAUACCUAAUUCUGUAGAAAUGUUAUAUUUAAAUGACAAUUUAAUCUCUAAAGUGCAGUCUUACACAUUCUUCAAGAAACCUAAUUUAACACGAGUUGAUUUAUAUGGAAAUAAAAUAACAAGUUUGGACCCGAAUUCUUUGAGAAUAUCAGCUGUGCCACAAGAUAAAACUGUACCCGAAUUUUUCAUAGGCGGGAACCCAUUGGAGUGCGAUUGCACAAUGGAUUGGUUGCAAAAAAUUAACACUGGAAACAGAGCUAGAACUCAGCCAAAAUUGAUGGAUUUAGACAGCAUUAACUGUAGACUUUUAUACAGCCGCGGAAAUGCUCAAGUCGCUCUGAUUGAAGCAGCACCUCACCAGUUCUUGUGUAAAUAUGAAUCUCACUGUCACGCACUAUGCCACUGCUGUGAUUUUGAUGCCUGCGACUGUGAAAUGACUUGCCCUAACAAUUGCACAUGUUACCACGACCCGUCGUGGUCAGCUAAUGUUGUCGAUUGCGCUAACUCUGGUUAUGUGAAUAUAUUGCCUGAGAAAAUUCCAAUGGAAGCCACAGAAUUAUACCUUGAUGGUAAUGAUAUAAAAGUCUUGCCAAGCCACGCAUUUAUAGGACGUAAGAAGUUAAAGAUACUCUAUUUAAAUGCAUCAAACAUUGAAACUAUUCACAAUAGAACAUUCAACGGAUUGAAAGAAUUGGAAGUGCUACAUUUAGAUUAUAAUAGCAUCUCGAACCUCGAAGGACAAGAAUUUGAUGGGUUGGAUAACCUACGAGAACUGCACAUCAACAAUAAUAAGAUCAAGCGGAUAGGCAAAGAAAUGUUCAAUCAUAUGGCCCGGCUGAAAGUGCUGCACUUGCAUAAUAAUAGACUUGUUACCUUGACAGUGUGGCAAAUCAAUCCAGCUAUUACAGAAAUUACACUUGCUUUUAAUCCGUGGUCAUGCGACUGUGAAUACACGGAGAUGUUCCGCGAGUGGACGAAAAGAGUUAGUUCAAUAACAGAUCUGUCAGACAUCAAAUGUAUUUAUUCAAAAGAUAAUACUACUGAACUAACUAUUUAUAAUGAAAGCAUGUUUAGCGAUCCCGAUAGCGGAUUUAAAAUUUCAAGUGAAAAUGGAACUUUGUGCACUGGAUUGCCCAGCAUAAACAACAGUAUCAACGGAAAUCUGACAGCCACUCGAACAAUAAUCACCAAUGAGGAAGUGCAAGAUUACAUACCACUCCUUGUAGCCACUCUUGGAUGCUUCUUAUUCGUGUCACUAGUGAGCAUGAUUAUUUUCAUCUUCAGACAAGAAAUGAGAGUAUGGUUCCACUCUAAAUUCGGUGUACGACUAUUUUAUCGAGCCAGUGAUAGAGAAGACUCAGAGAAGAUGUACGACGCCUUUUUGUGCUACAGCUCUAAAGAUGAAGUAUGGGUGACCGAGGAGCUUGCAUCCAUGUUAGAGCGCGGUGACCCUUCUUACAAACUUUGCCUACAUUACCGCGACUUAUCCGCCCACGUGACAGAGAAGAUAAGACAAGCUGUAGAAUCUUCGCGUCGUACAAUCAUGGUGCUCAGUGAAAACUUUCUAAGAUGUGAGUGGGUGCGUUACGAGCUAAAAUCAGCUCUCCACCAGGUACUGAGAGACCGGCGAAAAAGACUGAUUGUAGUGUUAUUAGGACAAGUGCCUCAAAAGGAUUUAGAUCCUGACAUAAGACUGUAUUUGAAAACGAAUAAGUGUCUCCAUGCAGACGAUCGACUGUUUUGGGAAAAGUUAAAGUUUGCGCUGCCCGAUGUGCGCAAUAAUCAGCGGUGUCGCGGAGUGCCGAGCCCUGUGGUGGGCGGCGGCUUGCCCAUGCACCGGCACCACCACGCCAGGAACCACCUGGGCAUGCUGCCACAGCCGCCCGUGCACGGCGCGCACCCUGUGCUGCCGCCGCACCCGUCCCACACAUCUCACCAAGUGCCACCGCGCGCGUCUCCCCGCACCAUGUCCGUCCAUGUGUAAAGUGUAAAACAACUGUGCAAAUGUGACUCGCAGUGAACCAAGUGAUUUUAAAUGCGAAUGGAGUGAUCUAAGACAAUAUUGAAGUGACCGUUUUGUCUUAAAAUUGUGAUGGCUAGUCGGUUAGCGUUUACGAACUGUACAUAAUUAAUAAUACUGUAGUCAUAGUAAUGUAAAUACGCCUGAUUUUGUAUAUGUGUUAGAUAUAAGAACACAAAAAGUAAUCUCUUACAAAUGUUCGGUAUUAAAAGGUUUGUAGUAACAACUUUGUUGUAAUCACAAUGUCUGUCAUAUCAUGUGAUCUGAGCUUAACUAAAUCGGUGUAUAAAUAAAUAGUUUUAUGAGUUAGGCCUAUUUAGGCUGUGUUUGUUAGGCAAAACUUGCCGACUACUAUUAAAUAAAAUGGCAAUAAUGCCGCAAUCUGUGAUAAAAUUAGAUAUAGUUAGCGUUCAUUUUAUCUCACAUUAAUGUAUAUUUUGUAUUGUAGUCUGAACUAAAAAAAUAUUUAUUGAGGAAAACACACUAUCCAAAAUCGUAAAAUUGGAAAAAAUUAUAAAUGAAAAAUAAAAUACAAUUCAAACAUA
Molecule: messenger RNA, 4627 nt
Organism: Helicoverpa zea (corn earworm)
Lineage: Eukaryota; Metazoa; Arthropoda; Insecta; Lepidoptera; Noctuidae
Gene: Tollo
Product: toll-like receptor Tollo
Exons: 1
Coding region: 225-4046 (1273 amino acids)
Biological process (GO): signal transduction
Cellular component (GO): extracellular matrix
Molecular function (GO): protein binding
Source: RefSeq, a predicted model, not a curated record